UGUAUUUUUUGGGCACGUGUUAUUUUUAUAAAUCUUUUAUUGAAAGCCAAUAUCCUCUCUUUUGUUUUCUUUUUUUUAUUGUUAUUAAAAGCAUGUAUAAGCUGGCUUAUACAUAUUAAUAAGAAUAAGUUACCCCUUUGUUAUUCAAAAUUAAAAAGAUUUUUUCUGAAGAAUAUUGGGUCAGAAAAAAUAAAAAUUGUUUGUGUUAGUGUGUGGUCAAGUUGGUAAGCUUUCUGCUUUUGGGGGUGAGGUCGUGUGUUCGGUUCCUUUUGAGUCCUAUUAAUUUUAAUUUGUUUCUUUUUUCAUUUUUAGAUGUUGUAAAUUUUUUUCUUUAAAGUAUUCUUUACUUUUUAUUUUUUCUUAUGGGAGAACCUUUAAAGCUUGAAUGGCCUGUACUUUUUGGAAAACUUGUUGAAGCAGUUACUGAUGUUGGUGCUGAUGAAGAAAUUAAUUUUUUGAUGUUAACUGAAAGCGAGAAAGAGAAUUCUGAUGAUUGGACUGAUAAUUUAUUUUGUGACUGUACAGCAAUGACUAUAAUCGAUAAAUUUGGAGAAAUGGUAGCUGUUGUCCCUUUACAUCAAAUAGCAUCGGUCGGUCUAUUACCCUCUAAAAAUAUUCUGUCAGUGAGAAUUGGAGAUGUCAAUAUAUCCAAAGAUUUGUUUGAUUUGUUAAUUAUUUAUGUUCCAAAUGAAGCAAUUGCUAAAGAAAUUUGUCAACAUUUUGUUAAUUGUUUUCAAUUUAUUUAUCGAGAAGCUAUUAGUGAAUUUGAAAAGGAGGUGGUGGAUGGAGAAGAUGUUUUUUUGGUGGAACAACAAAAUUUGGAUUUGGAAAGUUUGUUUACCUUUUUUUUUAUUUAUUUAGUCUAA
Molecule: messenger RNA, 866 nt
Organism: Meloidogyne enterolobii
Lineage: Eukaryota; Metazoa; Nematoda; Chromadorea; Rhabditida; Meloidogynidae
Source: the annotation of a GenBank genome assembly